AUGCCAGAGUACGAGGAGGCAGAAAACGAGGAAGUCAACGAAGCGAAAGAGGAGAGGACCCGACUGAGGGUGACGAAGAAAAAAAAGGCAAAGAAAGAGGAGAAACGAAAGAGUGAACAGAAAAGAACAAGGAAGCGCAGCCAGCGGAAGAACGAGACAAAAAAGCGCCGGCAACAGCACGAACAACGGACGAAAACAGCAGGACAGGCGAAGAGUAAAGCAGACAACAGCCGCAACAACCACUCGCCACGAACCCAGGGAACAAGACAAGCACAGAAAGAAGAAGACCACACAGACGAGACACAGGAGAAGAAGAAAGGAAACCGAGAAAAAAGAGCACAAAGUACAAACGACACAGUGGAAAAAGUAGGAAAAGAACGCACGCCGCAUCAGAGAAACGCAAAGAAGAAGACAAAUCAGAAACGACCGUCAAACAAAGCAAGAGGAAGGUCAGAAGAGGAGACCAGGACAAGACGACCAAACGGAAGAAACCACGUAAAAAAACCCCAACAAGCAAACGACGACACACGACGUACCCCCAGCAAGCGAGGAAAACGAGAAGACAAGAGAAGGCACACCAAGACGAAGAGAAAAAAAACAAGAAGACAUGAAGAGGAACGGAGAGCAAGAAAACAAAGGCAGAGCUCACCGUACACCAACGACAAAGGACCAAAGAGAAAGAGACGAGGAAAAGAGAGAGUUGAACGGGACGAAAAGAAACAGAGAAGAACACAAGCACUACACUCAAACCAGACCGACAACAGGACCACACAAACGAAACACCACACCCAGGACAGACCACGCGCACCGACACGAAAAACAAAGCCCAAGAGGCCACAGAAACAACGAACGAACGGCCCAGAGCAGCGAGAAAGGGGGGUACAGGAUGACAAGCACCCGCGCGGACGGCACGUCAAAAUCGCACAACACACAGAAGAUCCAGACCACUCCCCGCACCGCCAGACAACAGCCGGAGAUACAGCAGAGCACAACGCAAGAAACAACCAAAAGAAGAGACAGCAUGCAGAACAGCAAAGUCUGGCGGAGAUACAAGACAACCCAGAACACAGCAAGUCCGGGAACACAAACGGAGCACAGCAAACAAGACCGGAAGAAAGAAGAAAGUGUAGAGUGAGUGCACAAAAAAGAAAGGAAAAAGAAAAGGGAAGGAAAAGGAACAUCAAGGAAAAACCAGCCAGAGGAAAGAAGGAAGAAACGUCGAACAACAGACAAAUAUUCUUCUUACAGAAAAGGCACACAGCAGACCAAGACGAGGAGAGAGUUAAAGAAGAUACGCCACGGCUCGCAAGAAAAAGAAGGAAAAAGCACGAAAAAACACAGAUAAGCUCACAGAAGCGAGACGGAAAAGACGAGCAAAAGAAAGAAAGAAAGGAGAACGUAGAAGAAGAACGGAACGAAAACAUUAAAGACCAGACCAGCACAGAGAAAGAAGAGGGAAAAGAGAGAGGAGAAGAAAGAGUAAGACGGAACGGCAACACGACGUCACACAAAUUUUUUUUCAACCGACAACGAGAACCACGAGCGAAGAACCCACCCGGACCCACCACCCCCGACCAGCCAGGGAGACACCAACAGUGCCCAACGCCAAACCCAGCGCCGCGCGCCUCCCUCCGACCCACAUCUCCACGCAAGCCCAACACGGCCUACCUCCCCGCCGUACAAGAGGAUGUGAAACAACCGGCCACAUAA
Molecule: messenger RNA, 1710 nt
Organism: Homalodisca vitripennis (glassy-winged sharpshooter)
Lineage: Eukaryota; Metazoa; Arthropoda; Insecta; Hemiptera; Cicadellidae
Product: trichohyalin-like
Exons: 9
Coding region: 1-1710 (569 amino acids)
Source: RefSeq, a predicted model, not a curated record